Drosophila navojoa is the source of this 5002-nucleotide messenger RNA. It is a transcript of the gene bun, whose product is annotated as TSC22 domain family member bunched. Gene Ontology annotation, biological process: negative regulation of apoptotic process; positive regulation of cell population proliferation; regulation of transcription by RNA polymerase II. The record is from RefSeq and is a predicted model, not a curated record. NCBI's taxonomy places the organism in Eukaryota, Metazoa, Arthropoda, Insecta, Diptera, Drosophilidae. Gene Ontology annotation, cellular component: nucleus; cytosol.
AUUUGUGUUACAUUUAAGUAAAUAUCAUUUACAACAGCUGUGCUGUAUGUGCCUGUGUAUGUGAGUGUGCGUGUGUGUGCGCCUCUGUAUGUGCCCGCUAGAUGGCGCUGCUCUGCGAGCUGGCGGCUCAUUUAGUUAUUGCGCGCCGCGCUCCUCUGAUUGUUGCUAAUAAAACGCGCAAAGCCGAAUUAUAUAGCUAAGCAACAACAACAAAUAAAUUUCAAUUUAUUACUUAGCAUAACAACAGCAACAACAACAACAACAUCGACAGCAAUCGCAGCAGCAACAAUUGCUACAACUGUUUCGCGCUUUUCGGUUUACGGUUUGUCGGUUGUCGUCGUCGUCGCCGUCGCAGUUCGUCAUUUGAGUUGCACCUGUAACGGUCGCAACGGUUCGCUAUGUAUCGUCGUCGUCGUUUGGCAGCCGCUAGUUUCAUCUUCGAAGUGGGCAAAUCGCAGCAACAAUUGCCAAUAAACAGCAACUCUAACUAAAAAAUAAAAAUAAAAUAAAAUAAUACAAACUUUAAAAUACCAAAAAAAAAAAAUAAUAAUAAUAAUAAUAAUUAUAAAAUAUAUUAUUUUCUUCGUCCACAAAUAAUCCAAGAGUAAUUGUCAGCAAAACUGGAUUAUUUGCUGAAAACUUUGCGCACGCUGAAAUCCAAUUCGAUUAUGGCCGAGAAUCAAAGCGCUGCUAACGAAGAUUCUGGUCAGCAACAACAGCAACAGCAGCAGCAGCAACAUCAACAUCAACUUCAACAGCAACAACAACAUCAGCAUCAGCUCAGCACAGCAGCAACAAUUGCAAAUAGCGGUCAGGCCAGCGGCAGCAAUUCGGCCGCCUCAUCGCCCGAAAGUUCACAGGAGACGCACAGCAUCGUAGCCAAUACAGCAGCAACAGCAGCAACAACAACAACAGCAGCAGCCAUACGCCGACAGCAGACGAGCAAUAUACCACAGCAGCAGCAACGCGCCAGCAUCAACAUGUUCGAUCGCCAUCUGAAUGCUAAGUUCAAGCCCACUGGUGGGGCAGCUGCUGGUGCGGGCAAUGCGCCCGCUCGUCGCAAUUCCAUACAGACGCCGGGGCGUGGCGUUGUGGGCGUGGUUGGCACCACCAGCAUCAAGAAGCCGCCGUUGACCAAGGUCAAUUCGUUGGGCGGCAGCGGGCAACAUCAUCAUCAUCAUGGCUCGCACUUGCAUCAUCAUCAGGCGCAUGCGCAUCAGAACAACAGCAACAAUAGCAACAACAGUAACAGCACCAACAACAGUAACAACAUUCAGCGCACCACCAGCGAAAGUCUGCGCUUGAAUGCGUUGAGUCGCGGCAAUGCAACGCCAGCCACAGCAACAGCAACAGUUGCUGCAGAUGGCAGCGUGAGUGUGUCGCGUGCCAGCAGCAACAGCAGCUUGUCGCUGGCGCCGAAAUCGAGCAGCAGCAAUCACUCGACGGCAACAACGGCCACAGCGGCAACUAGCAGCAGCAGCAACAGCAGCAACACCAGCCAUGCUGCCGGCAACAACAAGCCCAGCUCGCCCAACAACAAUGGCGCUGCGCUGCCAGCAGCAGCAACAGCAACAGCAGCAGCCGCCGGACAUCAUGGGCAUCAUCAUCAUCACCAGCAUCAUCAUCAUCCGCAUCACACCAGCCACAGCCAGGGACAUCAGUCAGCAGCAGCCACAGCAGCAGCAGCAGCAGCAACUAAUGCAGCCGCAGCAUCUUCUGUCGGCAGCAACAAUCGCAAACCAAAGACGACUUCCUCAUUUCAAAUCACCUCGGUGACUGUGGGUCACGCCAAGCUGAAUGCUGCCGGCGACACGGGCGACGAGUCUGCCGAUGAUCUAGAUGAAUCUCAUACGGAUGACAAUAGUCGGAUUACAGAUCUAGAGAAUGAAACGCCAUCCAUGUCGGAGGACACGUUCUCCAAGGAGGAAGUCUUCUUUGCCAACAAUGCAUUGAGCACCACAGCGCCGGUGAUACCCACCAGCUCACAGUACGGCCUCGUUGUGGUGGACCCGAUUGGCCCAGCGCUGGGCCAGACCAUACAGAACGUCCAGGUGAACGUCUCGGAUAAUAUCAUCAAUGUGGUUAGCGCGGCGGUGACGCCCGGUGGCACCAAGAAAAAGGAAGACAUGAAGGAGACGCAACAUCGCAGCGAACGCUUUAAGGUGGUCAAGAUCGAGUCGACGGAGCCGUUCAAGCGCGGCCGCUGGAUGUGCAUGGACUAUCUGGAUCACUCGAGUGUGGGUGCGGCCAAUAACAAUGAAAAGACUGGUAACACGGAAGGCACAGCGGCCAGUGUUGGUGCUGGUGCUGGUGGCAUCGGGGCCGGCAGCAACAUGCUGGAGGGUGGCUGCGAUCUCCCAAAGACAACGCAGAGCAUGAUUUUGCCGCCGAGUAUGCUGCACGAGAAUCACUUGGAGGCGGCCUCGGCGGAUGCCAAUUGGAAUUAUUCCGACCAGCAGCAGCAGCAGCAGCAGCAACAACAGACGCAACAGCAACAGUUGCAGUCGGGCGCUGGCAAUGCGGGAGCAACAAUUGGCGGUGCGGCGGCUGGGAUACACAUGACGGGCACGCCCAGCGGUGUCAUGACCGCCCCUGCCACUGUGGUGCAUGGCAUGCAGCAAUUCGUAAAUGCGGCCAACAGUGAAGCGCAGCAGCAACAACAGCAGCAGCAACAACAACAGCAGCAGCAGCAGCAGCUCUAUGACAGCGUCAAUGCCAAUGCAGGCACGCCCAAUGCCAAUGCGGAGGGAUCGCAGCACGGGCAGACGUUGCCAAUGGACUAUGCCACAGCAGCGGCCCAGCAGCUGCAACAGUCGCUGCAGCAGCUGAAGCAACAGGAGCUCGCAGCAGCAGCAGCUGCGGCCGCUGCGUCAGCAAUGGAUGUGGCAGGCAAUGCGAGUGCUGGUUAUUUGCCGGCCACGAGCGGCAAUAACAGCAGCAGCAGCAGCAAUAAUAACAACAACAACAGCAACACAAAUGUUGCUGGCACAGGUGCAACAGUUGUUGUCGGCGAGAGCAACAUGAGCAACAGCUAUGUGGAGCAACAGCAACAGCAACAGCAGCCUUUGUCGCCGGCCACGCAAACGCCCCAGGCACCGCCGCCCACAUUCGCAGCAGUUGCUGCCGGGCAGCAACAGCCACCGCCGAACUUCCAGUUGGAGCCGCAGCAACAGCAACAGCCACAGCCACAGGCAACAUCGCAAAUCGAUGGCAUUGCACCGGCCACUGCAGCAUUCCCAGCUGCAACAGCAGCAGCAGCAGCCGUAGCAGCAGCAAAUCAGACUUCAAACACUUCCACUAGCACAGCAGCAACAGUUGCCGGCACAGCAACAGCAGUAGCAGCAGCCACUGUAGUUAAUGCAGCAGCAACAGUUGCAGCUGGCCAAACGUUGCCAUUGCUGACGCAUCUGAACAGCUACGAGCCAACAGCUGUUGCCGCAACACCAGCAGCAAUACCUGCAAUGCAGUUGCAAAGCGCGCCAACAACAAUUGCGGAUGUGCAGCAAUUGGUGUUGGACGAACAGCAGCAACAAGCCGCAGCCGCAGCAGCAGCAGCAACUGCAGCAUCAACACAGACUCAACCACAAAUACCGCCAACAAAUAUCGCGAGUGUCAGUGCCAACAGCAAUGUGAAUUUAACAAAUGCAACUGCAACAGCAGUGGAUGCAACGACAACAUCGCUUGCAUUGAGCGACGAACAGCAACAAUCGACAUCAGCGACAACGGCAGCACCAGCAGCAGCAACAUCAGCUGCUUCUACAACAGCCGCAGCAACAUCAUCAACAACAACACAGCAACAAAUACAACAGCUACAGCAGCAACCAAAUGCAGAAUCAGAGACUGAAAGUGCAUCUGGAACAAGCGCGGUUGCGAUUGACAACAAAAUCGAACAGGCUAUGGACCUGGUUAAGUCGCACCUGAUGAUAGCGGUGCGCGAGGAGGUGGAGGUAUUGAAAGAGCGCAUCUCCGAGCUGAUGGACAAGAUCUCCAAUUUGGAGCUGGAGAAUAACAUACUCAAGUCGAACAUGUCGCCGGAGACCUUGCAGCAGUUGCAGAUGCAGCUACAAAUUGCUGGUAGUCAGCAGCCGGCAGCGGUCGCAGCGCCGCCAGCAACGCCGGCCAUACAGGCAGCGCCGCCGGCAGCAACAGCAGCCGUUGCAGUGACAGCAGUGACGCCGGCGUCGGCAGCAGCCACCAGCCCAGCGGCGUCAACAGCGCCGUCCACAAUCAUCGCCAAUGGCAGCGGCACAGAGAACGGAAGCAGCGGCAACAGCGGCAGCGGCAUCGACGCAGCUAUCACAACAGUCGUCGAAGCAGCACAGCCAGCGACCAACGGAGGCAGCGGCGUCGCAGCCAUCAGCACAAAUGGACCGAUGUCCUAAGCUGUUUGUUAGUUUGUUUUAAUCGUAAUUUUAUUAAUGUGGCCCACUGUCCAGGGGCACUGGAAUGUCGAAAUAAUAACACAACAAAAAACUUUGUCGCUGAGACAGAGUUAAGCGUUAGCAGCCCCCGCCCCCCUUCCAGCAAGAGCAGCAACAGCAGCAGUAACAGCAGCAGCAACAACAGUAACACCACCAACAACAAAAGCAGACCAAAAACCAAAAGUAUUACAAACAAAAGCUCAAAACAAAUAGAGAGCAGAGUGAGCAAAUGUAAGUGAGUAACAAAAAAAGAGAGAAGAGCAGGAGGAAAAGCUCUGCUGUUAAAGUUUUGUGCUGUUGGCUGCAACUGCGGCUGCUGGUAGCGCUGCUGCAGCCGCCAUUUUGUUAAUUUCUCGAUUGUGAUAUUUGUUUAACACACAUACCUUCACACAUACACAAAAUCAUCCAAACACAACAUACACACAACACACACACAUAGACAGACAUAAAUGAAUAGAUCGCGUUAACAGCCACGGCUGCGGCUGGCCAACUGUUAACGUCGGCUUUCACAGAGUGUUUUCAUUCUUUAUUUAACAGAGCGCUGCUGCGCCAAUUAACAUAAGAUUUAUGCAAUGCACAGA